AUGACAAGCAAACGCGGCAGCUGCGCUGCCGUACCCCCCUCCCGUCCGGGUCUGUCGGAGGAGGUCCCGGACCCCAAGCGCCGCAAGUCCAGCAUCCUCCACUACCUCCGCCCCCAAACCUCAGCAGAUGCCCCGGCAUGGCGCCCCAAGGAGUCGGACUCGGCGCCCGGCUCACCCGCCAUCGACCUCCUGCCGGCCAUCACGCCAGGUACCUUGCCAGAUCCCAAGCCCCUGCAGCUGUUUGGGUCUGUCUGGCAUGGCUGA
Molecule: messenger RNA, 264 nt
Organism: Auxenochlorella protothecoides
Lineage: Eukaryota; Viridiplantae; Chlorophyta; Trebouxiophyceae; Chlorellales; Chlorellaceae
Exons: 2
Coding region: 1-264 (87 amino acids)
Source: RefSeq, a predicted model, not a curated record